ACACAAGGUCUCAUUUAUUGUCAACAACAUCUCUAAAAUAUGCUAUAUAGUUCUUUCAAAUCUAUUUCUUCAAUUUCAUUACUUCACACAAACUCUAUCAUCUUUUUCUUUCACUUGUUUACUUAUUUCUUUCAGUCAGCUGAAACAAUUGCUUUAGAAAUAGUAAUACUCUUCAUAUUUUUUAUUUUGCCACUCUUAAUGAUAUUAUUAUAUUCAAAGAAUAUCACAGCACUUAUACUUUUGAGAAAGUAUAGGCCACAGUGAUCUACACUGUAAACUUUUUCAACUUCUCUUAAUUCACUCUGAAAUAUGAAAUCUUGAGCACCUGUGUAUUCUGAUGCAUUCACUUUCUCACUCUUUCUGUAACACACACAUUUACAUUCUGCUGCAGAAUCAAUAAGUGUAGACUAUCAAUACUUCUUAUUCUCAUGUUUAUGAUAAAUUCAAUGUAUAAUGUUUAGCUUCUUCUCACAUUUUCUCACUCAUCUGAUCAUACCCUCUACAAACCCAGUCAACUGUGCAUUGCAUCAAAACUUGGAGAGAUCUCGCAUGAAACCCUAGACAAUAGAAACAAUGCCGGCGCCAUCAAGGCCCUCCUUCCUCUCCCUUUCUAAAUCACCUUCAUUCGCUACCUCUCCCCCCUCUCACACAGAACCUCCUGAGUUACUUUCAUCUGAUAGUAAUCAGCCGAAAUCAGAUCCAAGUGCUUCAAUAGCCGCAUCUCAAACACCAGUGUCAUUGUCCAUCAUUCUGUCAAACUUGAUCCCGUCAGUUCUAAUACUCAUAUAUGCCAUUUACAUUAUCCAUCGGAUCAGACGGUAUACGCGAUUCGCGGGAAUCAAGAGGUUCUUCCACAUAUGUGUUUCUUUACCGCAGAAUACUAUGGACAUAGUUUGGAGGGGGAGAAGGAGGGGCAUUGAUGGAUACGUGCAUGUCGAUGCCAAUCAAAAUUCCGACCAUUCUGUUGAACGAGGUGGAUGGGACGAACUGGCAAGUUAUGGUGUUAAUGGGCAUGAAGAGAUUGAGAUCGAGGGCCAGCAGGACGUGGCCGGAACCGGGAGACCAGUUGAAAGUAAGGGUUAUCAACAGGGUGACCAACUUAUUGAUAGCUUAAGCUCAGGUUUCGAUGCCUCCGAUGCGGCAUUGGAUACACCCUUGGAGGACGACGGGGAGGAGCAAUUAGACAUGUCCAGAUAUUUCGACCCAAUGACGUCAAGGCUGCGAGAAGGCGUCCUUUUUGGCCCUGAGAUAGAGAUUGGGCGCGAGGAUAAGGCUGAAUUUGAGGGCAAAGGAGAAAAAGGAGAUAUCACGGCGUGGAUUGAUGGCGCCGUUGGUAGGGUUGUUGCGAGGUUUGUCAGUUGGCUGGAUGACUGACUUUGAAACCCCUUGUUAGCGUGAGUGCUUGGGUAAUGUUAUUAUUAUUAUUAUUCUUCAAUUAUAGAUGUAUGCAGUCAGAGACUAUGACAUCUACCUGAGAAAUUUUAGUUCUCAGGGUUUUUCCUAUAUCUGUAAAGUUAACUAUUAUACAUUCAUCAAUUUCAGAUAUGCAAAAUCAGAAAAUUCCAGCUCAG
Blastomyces dermatitidis ER-3 is the source of this 1571-nucleotide messenger RNA. RefSeq lists its product as uncharacterized. The transcript has a single exon. The record is from RefSeq and is a predicted model, not a curated record. The coding region runs from base 574 to 1374 and encodes 266 amino acids. NCBI's taxonomy places the organism in Eukaryota, Fungi, Ascomycota, Eurotiomycetes, Onygenales, Ajellomycetaceae.